AUGUCUGACCAGGAAGCGAAACCUUCAACCAAGGACUUGGGGGAUAAGAAGAAAGAAUAUAUUAAGCUCAAAGUCAUCAGACAGGAUAGCAGUGAGAUUCACUUCAAAGUGAAAAUGAUGAUACAUCUCAAGAAACUUAAAGAAUCAGGCUGUCAAAGCCAAGAAGUUCCCAUGAAUUCACUCAGGUUUCUCCUUGAAGGUCAGAAAAUUGUUGAUAAUCACACUCCCAAAGAACUGGGAAUGGAAGAAAAAGACAUGAUCAAAAGUUAUCAGGAACAAACAGGGGGUCAUUCAAUGGUUUAG
This is a messenger RNA of Cervus elaphus (red deer), 303 nucleotides long. RefSeq names its product small ubiquitin-related modifier 1-like. The transcript has a single exon. The record is from RefSeq and is a predicted model, not a curated record. The coding region runs from base 1 to 303 and encodes 100 amino acids. Gene Ontology annotation, cellular component: PML body; nucleus. Gene Ontology annotation, molecular function: ubiquitin-like protein ligase binding; protein tag activity. Lineage: Eukaryota; Metazoa; Chordata; Mammalia; Artiodactyla; Cervidae. Gene Ontology annotation, biological process: protein sumoylation.